Messenger RNA from Tarenaya hassleriana, 6908 nucleotides. RefSeq names its product DExH-box ATP-dependent RNA helicase DExH12. Gene Ontology annotation, molecular function: nucleic acid binding; ATP hydrolysis activity; ATP binding. Gene Ontology annotation, cellular component: nucleus. NCBI's taxonomy places the organism in Eukaryota, Viridiplantae, Streptophyta, Magnoliopsida, Brassicales, Cleomaceae. The transcript has 6 exons. The record is from RefSeq and is a predicted model, not a curated record. Bases 225 to 6728 code for a protein of 2167 amino acids.
UUCAGUGUAGAAGACUCAAAAUCCAUUUCUGGAGACGAAGAGAAAGUGGCAGACGGUGGAAGAAGAAGAAGACGAUUUCUGCAGAGACUCGAAGGAAGAAGCGGAUUACUCGUAGCUUUUUCCGUUUUUUAUCGCUUGGUUUCAGAGAUUUGGACGAAGAAGUCGACAUUUCAGUUCUGUUCCCGUAUUUUGUUGCGGAUAUUUCGAAUUUUUGAGAUCUAGGGAUGGCCAACUUGGGUGGUGGUGCGGAGGCGCAUGCCAGGUUCAAGCAGUAUGAGUACAGAGCAAAUUCCAGUCUUGUUCUUACCACUGAUCAGCGUCCUCGUGAUACCCAUGAGCCGACCGGAGAGCCGGAAACCCUCUGGGGCAAGAUCGAUCCCAAAUCCUUUGGGGAUCGCACUGCGAGAGGGAGGCCUCCGGAGUUAGACGAGAAGAUUAAGAAAUCUAAGAAGAAAGAGCGUGAUGCUGCGGCUGAUGCUGCUCCUGCCCGGCAGAGUAAGAAACGUCGGCUCGGAGAAGAGAGCGUGCUGAACAUGUCUGAUGAUGGGCUUUACCAGCCAAAGACUAAGGAGACGAGGGCUGCUUACGAGGCCAUGCUUAGCCUUAUUCAGCAGCAACUGGGUGGGCAGCCUCAAGAUAUCAUUCGAAGUGCCGCAGAUGAGAUUUUAGCCGUUCUCAAGAACGAGACCAUAAAAAACCCAGAUAAAAAGAAAGAGAUCGAGAAGUUGUUGAAUUCUGUUCCUAACCAGUUUUUCGACCAGCUUGUUCACAUUGGGAAGAUCAUCACUGAUUACCAAGAAGGCGGGGAUUCCGGUGCUAAUGGUGACGGGGGGCUCGAUGGUGAUGUGGGUGUGGCUGUUGAGUUUGAAGAGAAUGAAGAGGAAGAUGACGAAAGCGAUCUUGAUAUGGUCCAAGAGGACGACGAUGAGGAGGAUGAAGAUGUCGCAGAACCUAACAGAUCUGGGGCAAUGCAGAUGGGUGCCAUUGAUGAUGAAGAUGCUGGGGAUGCAAAUGAGGGUAUGAAUCUUAACGUUCAGGACGUUGAUGCAUAUUGGCUCCAGCGAAAGAUAUCCCAAGCUUUCGAACAGCAGAUCGAUCCGCAGCAGUGCCAGAUACUUGCCGAAGAAGUGCUUAAGAUUCUUGCCGAGGGAGAUGAUAGAGAGGUGGAGAACAAGCUGCUUUUCCACCUUCAAUAUGACAAGUUUAACCUUAUCAAGUUUCUGCUCCGGAAUCGUCUCAAAGUCGUGUGGUGCACUCGUCUGGCUAGGGCAGAAGGCCAGGAAGAAAGAAAGAAGAUUGAGGAGGAAAUGAUGGAUUUGGGUCAAGAGUCGGCUGCUAUAGUGGAGCAGUUGCAUGCAACGAGAGCAACCGCUAAGGAGAGGCAAAAGAACCUGGAGAAAAGUAUUAGAGAAGAAGCCCGCAGGCUGAAGGAUGAAACCGGCGGAGAUGGAGACAGAGGAAGGAGAGACCUUGCUGAUAGAGAUUUCGAGAGUAAUUGGUUGAAAGGACAGCGCCAGAUGCUGGACCUGGAGAACCUGUCUUUCCAACAAGGUGGUCUCUUUAUGGCGAAUAAGAAAUGUGAACUCCCUGGUGGUUCUUACAAACGUCAAGGCAAGGGAUUUGAAGAGGUUCAUGUGCCGGCAGCGGCUCCAAAACCAUUGGGUAGUAACGAGAAAUUUGUAAAGAUAUCUGAUAUGCCAGAUUGGGCCCAACCAGCUUUUAGGGGGAUGCAGCAAUUGAACAGAGUUCAGAGCAAGGUUUAUGAAACUGCUCUGUUUAAGGCAGAGAACAUUCUGCUAUGUGCCCCUACUGGUGCGGGGAAAACCAAUGUUGCGGUGCUCACCAUACUGCAGCAGCUCGCAUUGAACAGGAACCCAGAUGGAACAUAUAACCACGGGAAUUACAAGAUUGUCUACGUUGCACCUAUGAAAGCUCUUGUUGCUGAGGUAGUUGGUAAUCUGUCUAACCGUCUAAAGGAUUAUGGAGUCACUGUGAAGGAACUCAGUGGGGAUCAGUCCCUUACUCGGCAAGAGAUUGAAGAGACUCAAAUAAUCGUAACAACACCAGAGAAGUGGGAUAUCAUCACCAGGAAAUCCGGAGAUCGUACUUAUACUCAGCUAGUUAGACUUCUGAUAAUUGAUGAAAUUCACCUUCUUCACGACAACAGAGGGCCUGUGCUCGAAAGCAUUGUUGCUAGGACAGUUAGGCAGAUUGAAACCACCAAGGAUCAUAUUCGUCUGGUGGGUUUAUCGGCGACUCUACCAAAUUAUGAAGAUGUGGCCUUGUUCUUGCGGGUUGAUCUUAAGGCGGGUUUGUUUAAAUUUGACAGCAGCUACAGGCCUGUGCCUCUCUCUCAGCAGUAUAUUGGGAUUACUGUGAGAAAGCCCUUGCAGAGGUUCCAGUUGAUGAAUGAUAUAUGUUACGAGAAAGUAAUUGCCGUUGCUGGAAAGCACCAGGUCCUUAUUUUCGUGCAUUCAAGGAAGGAAACUGCGAAAACUGCCCGGGCGAUACGAGACACUGCUCUUGCCAACGAUACUCUCAGCAGAUUCUUGAGGGAAGAUAGUGCUAGUCGCGAAAUUCUCCAGAGUCAUACCGAUAUUGUCAAGAGCAAUGACUUGAAGGAUCUUCUCCCAUACGGUUUUGCAAUUCAUCAUGCUGGACUGACAAGAGGUGAUCGCCAAUUAGUCGAGGAGCUUUUUGCUGACGGGCAUGUUCAAGUUUUGGUUUCUACAGCUACUCUUGCCUGGGGAGUGAACCUGCCUGCUCAUACUGUGAUUAUCAAAGGAACCCAGGUGUAUAAUCCUGAAAAAGGUGCGUGGAUGGAGCUGAGCCCUCUAGAUGUUAUGCAGAUGCUCGGUCGUGCGGGAAGACCACAGUACGAUAAAUAUGGAGAGGGUAUAAUCAUCACUGGUCAUGGUGAGCUGCAAUAUUAUCUCUCUUUGAUGAAUGAGCAACUACCCAUCGAAAGCCAGUUUAUUUCAAAGCUCGCUGAUCAGCUUAAUGCUGAAAUCGUCCUUGGAACCGUUCAAAAUGCUAGAGAGGCUUGCCACUGGCUCGGCUAUACAUAUUUGUAUAUCCGGAUGGUUCGAAACCCGACACUCUAUGGCUUAGCACCUGAUGCUCUUGCAAAAGAUAUAACCCUCGAGGAGAGAAGGGCUGAUCUGAUACAUUCUGCUGCCACCAUCUUGGACAAGAACAACUUGGUCAAAUAUGACAGGAAGAGUGGAUACUUCCAGGUGACCGAUUUGGGACGUAUUGCGAGUUAUUAUUACAUAACCCAUGGUACCAUAUCUACGUACAAUGAGCAUUUGAAGCCAACAAUGGGUGACAUCGAGCUUUGCCGCCUUUUCUCACUGAGCGAGGAGUUCAAAUAUGUGACUGUUCGCCAAGACGAGAAGAUGGAACUGGCAAAGCUCUUGGAUCGUGUUCCGAUCCCUGUCAAGGAAACACUAGAAGAGCCCAGUGCAAAAAUCAAUGUUCUGCUGCAGGCUUAUAUUUCGCAGCUGAAGCUGGAGGGGCUUUCUCUGACAUCCGACAUGGUUUACAUCACUCAGAGUGCUGGACGUUUACUACGAGCUCUUUUUGAGAUAGUCUUGAAGCGAGGAUGGGCUCAAUUGGCUGAGAAAGCUCUGAACUUGUCUAAAAUGGUGGGAAAGAGGAUGUGGAGUGUCCAGACACCUCUCCGGCAAUUCCAUGGAAUCCCAAAUGAUAUUCUGAUGAAGUUGGAGAAGAAAGAUUUGGCGUGGGAGAGGUAUUAUGACCUUUCCUCGCAAGAGCUAGGGGAGCUUAUUCGUAAUACGAAAAUGGGCAGACCGCUUCACAAGUUCAUCCACCAGUUCCCGAAAUUGAAUCUCGCUGCACAUGUUCAGCCGAUCACUCGCACGGUAUUACAGGUCGAGCUCACGAUUACGCCUGAUUUCCAGUGGGACGACAGGAUCCAUAAAUACGUCGAACCGUUCUGGGUGUUUGUGGAAGACAAUGACGGCGAAAAGAUCCUCCAUCACGAGUACUUUCUUCUGAAAAAGCAGUACAUCGAUGAGGACCAUACUCUGAGUUUCACUGUCCCGAUCUUUGAGCCAAUGCCGCCUCAGUAUUUCAUCCGAGUGGUUUCGGACAAGUGGCUCGGUUCACAGACCGCGCUGCCUGUGUCUUUCAGGCAUCUGAUUCUGCCUGAAAAGUAUCCGCCGCCGACCGAGCUGCUCGACUUGCAACCUCUUCCUGUGACAGCGUUAAGAAACCCGUCUUACGAGGCGCUUUAUCGAGACUUCAAGCACUUCAAUCCUGUUCAGACCCAGGUAUUCACUGUUCUGUAUAACACAAACGACAAUGUUUUAGUCGCUGCCCCGACGGGAAGUGGGAAGACUAUAUGUGCAGAGUUUGCUAUACUGAGGAAUCAUCAAGAGGGACCCGAUGCUACAAUGCGCGUUGUCUAUAUUGCACCUCUCGAGGCCAUCGCCAAGGAACGGUUCCGUGACUGGGAGAAGAAGUUUGGCAAAGGGCUCGGUUUGCGGGUUGUUGAGUUAACCGGGGAAACAGCGUUGGAUCUGAAGCUACUCGAGAAAGGUCAGGUAAUCAUCAGUACUCCGGAGAAGUGGGACGCUCUUUCCCGAAGGUGGAAACAGAGAAAAUACGUUCAGCACGUUAGUUUGUUCAUCGUCGAUGAACUUCACUUGAUCGGGGGUCAAGGUGGCAACGUCUUGGAGGUGAUCGUCUCAAGAAUGAGAUAUAUAUCGAGUCAGGUCGAGAACAAGAUCCGGAUCGUCGCUCUCUCGACUUCCCUCGCCAAUGCGAAAGAUCUCGGGGAAUGGAUCGGGGCCACUUCUCAUGGUCUUUUCAACUUCCCUCCGGGAGUUCGUCCUGUCCCGCUCGAGAUUCACAUUCAGGGUGUGGAUAUAGCGAACUUCGAGGCGAGGAUGCAGGCCAUGACUAAGCCCUCGUAUACUGCUAUUAUCCAGCACGCCAAGAACAAAAAGCCUGCCAUCAUUUUCGUUCCUACCCGAAAACACGUCCGCCUCACCGCUGUGGAUCUGAUGACAUACUCGACCAUGGACAAUCUGACGAACCCCGAUUUCCUGUUGAAGAAACCGGAAGAAUUCGAGUUGUUUGUGAGCAAAAUCCACGAGGAAACCCUAAAGGAGGCUUUACGCCACGGGAUCGGAUAUUUGCACGAGGGAUUAACCGGUUUGGAGCAAGAGGUCGUGACUCAGUUUUUUGAAGCUGGAUGGAUCCAGGUCUGUGUUAUGAGCAGUUCCUUGUGCUGGGGAACACCAUUGACGGCACACUUGGUCGUCGUGAUGGGGACUCAGUACUACGACGGAAGGGAAAACUCUCGUUCUGAUUAUCCCGUCUCCGAUCUUCUCCAGAUGAUGGGCCGAGCUAGUCGGCCUCUGCUCGAUAACUCGGGGAAAUGUGUGAUCUUUUGCCAUGCGCCUCGGAAAGAGUAUUACAAGAAAUUCCUCUACGAAGCCUUCCCAGUAGAGAGUCAUUUUCAACAUUUCCUCCACGAUAAUUUCAACGCUGAAGUUGUCUCUGGUGUUGUAGAGAACAAACAAGAUGCUGUCGAUUAUCUUACUUGGACUUUCAUGUACAGACGGCUUACCCAAAACCCUAAUUACUACAAUCUCCAGGGAGUUAGCCACAGGCAUCUGUCUGAUCACCUCUCGGAGCUCGUCGAGAAUACGCUGUCAGAUCUCGAAGCCAGCAAGUGUAUCGAGAUUGAGGACGAGAUGGAUCUGUCCCCUCUCAACCUCGGUAUGAUCGCUUCGUAUUACUACAUCAGUUACACCACCAUUGAGCGGUUGUCGACAGUUUUGGCCUCGAAGACCAAGAUGAAGGGCCUUCUCGAGAUUUUGACCUCGGCUUCCGAGUAUGAUCUGAUCCCUACAAGGCCCGGGGAGGAGGACAUCGUCCGGAGACUCAUCAAUCACCAGAGAUUCUCCUUCGAGAACCCGAAAUGCACUGAUCCUCAUGUGAAAGCAAACGCCCUUCUUCAGGCCCAUUUCUCGAGACAGAACAUCGGCGGGAAUCUAGCAAUGGAUCAGCGAGAGGUCCUCUUAUCCGCAACCAGGCUUCUCCAGGCUAUGGUCGAUGUGAUUUCGAGCAAUGGGUGGCUGAACCUCGCGCUGUUGGCUAUGGAGGUAAGCCAGAUGGUGACUCAGGGCAUGUGGGAGCGUGACUCCAUGCUUUUGCAGCUCCCUCACUUCACGAAAGACUUGGCCAAGAGGUGCCAAGAGAAUCCCGGGAAAAGCGUCGAGACCGUGUUUGAUCUCGUGGAGAUGGAGGACGACGAACGUCGGGAGCUUCUCCAGAUGUCAGAUUCUCAGCUCCUCGACAUUGCCCGAUUCUGCAACCGGUUCCCGAACAUCGAUCUCACCUACGAGGUUGUGGACAGCGAAGGCGUGACACCCGGAAGAGAAGUAACGCUACAGGUGACGCUGGAGAGGGACAUGGAAGGAAGAAGCGAGGUGGGACCGGUGGACGCGGGUCGAUACCCGAAGACGAAGGAAGAAGGGUGGUGGCUGGUGGUGGGGGACACGAACACGAACCAGUUGCUGGCAAUAAAACGGGUUUCGCUGCAACGUAAGGCGAGGGUGAAGCUCGAUUUCACCGCCCCGACCGAGCCGGGAGACAAGUCCUACACCCUCUACUUCAUGUGCGACUCCUACUUGGGCUGCGACCAAGAGUACUCUUUCUCCCUCCACGUCACAGAUUCCGACAUGAAAGAGUGAUUCUGUUUCUGUUCUUGUUUCUUUGUGGUUGUAUAACUUUAUAGUUUAUGUACUCUUUACCCUUUGGAUUUUGGCUUGUAACGAUGUUGGAAUUAUCUCUACGCAUAUCGACUGACGACUUGGAGAACGGGGUCAGUGGUUCGGUAUUCGGUACGAUAUUUGAUCGGUUCGAUUAUCUAA